AUGUGAUAUAUCCACGGGGGGGCUCUUAUCUCCGCCUCCAAUGCACACGGAGGAGGAGCAACAUGUGCUUGAUCUGUGUUCAUCCGCUGUCACCACCCCGUGCGGCCGCUCCACGGGAAAACUAAACUCAUAGGUGGAGGAGAGAGGGAAACUAAACUGAUCAACGAGCAGGGCGCAAGCAGAAGAGUUGACACUGAAAGUCGGCGUUACUUCAGACCCUCCGUUAACUGGUGGAAUUAAAGGAGUAGGUAGGCCUGUUCAGGAUUGCGUUCGCUGUUUUGACAGUGAAGGGAAGCGAGUGGAAUGAGAAACAGCCUCUGCACGUACAGUGUUUUUCUAACAAAGUAAAGUCCAUCUACACUUUAUGGAUUUCUAACGCGUGGACUUGCUUGGCACGACGUUCAAGUGUACUGUCAUGACCUUUGACAAUCGUUCAUCUCAUCACUCGAGGUGACAACCUGGAUCCAAGCCAACUAUUACCUUACUCCUAAAGAGUUCUGGGGACCUGACCCACACCCCCCCUCCCGCGGGGUCGUGUCGUCAGAGGGACCAGGGGGGGGUGUGUGUGUGUGUGCGGUGCGACCGCAUCAUGGAAGUGCUUCGGAAGUCCUCAGAAUUCGCUGCGGAGGUGCUGGACGUGUUUGACCGCUCGGUGAGCGACAAGGAGCUGGUGUUCCAGGCCAAGGCGCUGUACCGAGACUACGUCCUCUGCAGGCUCAGCCAACACGGGUUUGGGUGGGCCAGGAGCGAGCUCCACUUCCCCUCCACCAGUGCAGCGCUGGCCGAGGUGUCUCUGGUGCUCCUGUAUCUCGGCCGACUGUAUUCCUCAUGCGGCCUUUACCCCUGGGUGUGUGCGUCCUAUUGGUCAUCAGAGUUCCCCUUUCAAUGCUCAGGUGGAAGUGCUGAACGCGAUGAGUUGGAGUGUAUGCACCCAAGUCUCUACAGGAACGUGGCUCGGCAACUCAACAUUUCUGUUGCCAUGGAGAAUAUGGUAUCGGAUGCCUUCAUUGCUGUGGCAACAGAGAUCUUUUCAACAGGUAUAACAUGGGGCAAGGUGGUGUCCAUGUUCGCAGUGGCGGCGGGCCUGGCUGUGGAUUGUGUGCGGCAGGGCCGGCCAGCCACCGUGCACGUCCUUGUGGACAGCCUUGGCCAGCUGGUCCGCAGGUACCUGGUGCCCUGGCUCAAGAGAAAGGGAGGCUGGACGGAAAUUAGCAAAUGUGUCAUAAAGAAGGACGUCAUCUCUGAACACCACUGGCUCUCCUCCACUGUGGAGUCCUUGAAGUACUUUCUCACUACAGUUUACGUAUACGUCAUGAAGGAACAAUGACCUGCUGGGACAAAGACAGUUUGCCCAGGCUCCAGCUUGCUUAGGCUUAAGUUAUUUGAGAUGAACACAGCUGCAGUGUGGAACAGACCCAACUUGACCUAACGGUUUGUUGGUGAAUGGCCAUCAACAAAUGUAUCAUCAGCAUUAACGUCAUGCGUCUCGGAUAAGUUCAUAAUAGGUGGCUACGCUUCAUUCAAAGCUUAGUCACAAUUAUACUUUCAUCGCAUGAUUCAUUUUUUUUGUUGCCGGAUUGUUUCAACCACAUUUUGUCCAAAGACGUGCAUGUCCAUCAAUGCAGUAAAAGCAGCUGGGUCCAGUUUUGUUGCACCGUAUGCACUUUGUGACGUUACUUCCCACUGGUUUGCUACAUCUUCACUGCCUGAAGCGGUCUGCUUCUCAAGAGGAAAUGUCUGGUGCUUGGGGGGGAAUUACCAAACCGAUUCGGGAGAAUCAGAUAUGUGUAUAUGGUGAACAUUGAUGCUUUAAGAGUCUAAGCUUGUCGUUUUUGUUCAAUCUUAAGAUGAGCAUCGUGCAGAAAAAGUGAUUGCUCUUCGUUUCAGCUCUACAUAGGAAUUAACUGUUUUCAACAGCUAAGUGAUAACUAUCAGGCUGUCAUUCCUAUUUUCUUCAGAGGACUCCAUGUGGCAAAUAGGUUUCAUUCCAGAGAAGGAAUGAGGUUAUUUUUUAACUGCCAUCAACUGUGUUGCACUUUAGGAGGUUUUCUGAUGCGAUUGUGUUCUACUACAGUGCAGCCAGUUCUCCUUCCCAAACAUCAUAACCACCGUGACCAAAAAAAACGAUGAGUGAUGAUUAUAGAUAUUGAGUCUAACUGUUAUGCCCGGUGUAAGUAACAUUUGUGGUUUUCCACUGCAACAUUUCACAAUGUUGCAUAUGUAGGUGAUUAUUAUUUUCAAAUCUGUAAAUAGUUUUAUUUAUAAUUUUAGCAAUCGGAGCAAUUGUGGUAUUUCAUUGACUCUGACAGCAAUUAUUGAUUGUAUAGUGUGCCUAUUGGUUGUCACUUUAACUGUUAAAUUAUUUACGCGUCUGAUUUUUCUUUUUUUACUCUGAAAUAAACUUUCAACAUCUUAUCAAAAUGCCAGCAUUUGAGUCAUGUUUCAAUUAUGCCACUUAACCGUGUUAGUAAUGUCCAUUAAUAAUAUCCUUAAAAUACAUCUGCCAAAGAGUUAUGGUCUCGCCCUGUCUGUCCGUCCGUCUGUGUGUGGGUAGCUUCUCAUCAUUCUACUCAAACCGGGGUGUAUGAUCGGCUUUUUCCAUUUUCUAUCAUUUACCUAUUAUGCAGGUAUUUAGGGAAGAGAAAAUCUGCAGUACCAUGUGGAAAAAAAAAUUCUUGAGGUUUAAAUUCUGUUGACUAGAAUUUGUAGUACUACACUAAUUAAAAUCCCCUUCUGAAAGCCUAUUCAACAGAUUAUCUUUAAUUUUGUAACAGGGUGGUACAGUUAGGAUUUAGUUUCCACUUAGUGUUAUAGUUGUCAACCAAUGAUGUUUGAUAUACCUGUUUGUAGAUUCCGUUAUAAACUUGCAUGGGAAUGAGAUUGCGGAUGGUUUGCAAGGUUUAGAUUCUAGUGUGGCAAUUGGCCACAGGGUGGCAGUAUUGCUACUAUAUGGUGCUACGCACAGUGCAUCAUGGUAUUUUGUUUCUCGUGUUUACCAGUGGACUGGACAUUGAACAACUCGUUGGUCUUUGCCGUGACGUGCGAUGUGGCUCGGUUGUGUGUGAGUGGCCUCUGGACAUUUGCUGCCGGUGGUUGCUGUUUGCAGCACUUAUAAUAUGGCGAUACCAGUGGGUAUUGGAUGGCCGUGUUUAUGAUUUGCGGCGUCAGUCGCCAACGUGGGCGUAUGGUUCAACGUGGUGUGUUUGUUCUGCACUGUGGGUUAUAGAGGCUACAGGCGAAAUAGGUCCGCUAGAAACUACGAGAGGGUUCGCUUGACCUAGUUCAAGUUUGAUGUAAGUGCAAGUUAUUUAAUGUACCGAGUCAUUUAAUGUCCAUUAUAAAAGCUGUUCAUGUUUAGGGGUGAUAUGAAAGGCCUACUUUAUAUUUCCUGAUUAGUCAAUACCACUGCCGUAUUCAUAUUCCUUUAUCCAAUCGUUUUCUGGAAAUUGGAGGUGAAUAUGUUAAGCACUGUUAGCAUUCAAGCUAGUAUAAACUGUUCCCAAGGACUGAAAAGAUGUCUUCCACAAUAAAUGCUACAAAAAACCCGAAAUUCAUUGUGUCCUGUACUGCAUCUAAUUCCACGGGCUUCAUGACGUCGAUAUCUCCGUAACGGAGCCAAUCAUUUUGAUUGCAAAGAAAACAUAGAAAUUCAAAACACUUAAUACAUUUUGUUCACGUGUUGAACUGUAUGGCGGCCAAGUGAACAGCGAGAUUCCAUUUAUAUGUAGUGUAAAUGCAACAUGAAGUCAAGUCUCGUUUAUACAAAACAUGCUUAUACAUAAACAAACCAUCCAAUAGUGUAUUAGAUAUUCUCCUUUAUCCCUUGUGAUGACCCAUAAUAACCCAAUGUGCAAAGCAACGUUUUGAGGUUGGAAUAUUGUUGCAUGAUUUUUUUUAUUUCCGGACACAUAAAUUGCAGACUAGGUAAUUUUUUUAGCAUCAACACAGAAAGUGGUCUUCGUAUUUAAACUAAUCUGCUUCAAGGCAAGCGACUGUAGGUGACUUGCAGAUGCUGAGUCAUUGGCUGCUUCUCCGUCGACAUGGAAAGCGUCUGCUCCAGCUUCCCGUCUGGGUGGAGCUGGAACACUCUGGAGACCUGAGAAAAAAUAUAUAUUG
Molecule: messenger RNA, 4116 nt
Organism: Gadus chalcogrammus (walleye pollock)
Lineage: Eukaryota; Metazoa; Chordata; Actinopteri; Gadiformes; Gadidae
Product: bcl-2-related ovarian killer protein homolog B-like
Exons: 6
Coding region: 590-1327 (245 amino acids)
Biological process (GO): regulation of apoptotic process; extrinsic apoptotic signaling pathway in absence of ligand; intrinsic apoptotic signaling pathway in response to DNA damage
Cellular component (GO): mitochondrial outer membrane
Molecular function (GO): protein heterodimerization activity; protein homodimerization activity
Source: RefSeq, a predicted model, not a curated record